Magallana angulata is the source of this 1467-nucleotide messenger RNA. RefSeq names its product multiple epidermal growth factor-like domains protein 10. The transcript is spliced from 7 exons. Lineage: Eukaryota; Metazoa; Mollusca; Bivalvia; Ostreida; Ostreidae. The coding region runs from base 443 to 1249 and encodes 268 amino acids. Gene Ontology annotation, molecular function: scavenger receptor activity. The record is from RefSeq and is a predicted model, not a curated record.
UUGCAAUAUUUUGUUAUAUUUUAAGUUAAAUCCAAAUAAAACUUUUGAAAAGAAGAUUUGUUAAAAACAUGUACCAUUCUCUGCUUAAAACACAUUGUAUAAGAAAAUACUUUAAAAUACUUUGUGCUAGAUAAAACAAGAAAUAAUUAAUUUGAAAAUAAGGAAAACAGGAAUGAAGAAAAUGAUGAAAAAUAAGAGCAGAAUUCAUUAAUGAUUGUUUUUAUUUUAAGUCAAUCUAGCUCUUGGUAAACAUGCAAGCAUUAGCUCACGCGCACAUUUCUGGAGCAGACCGGAACUGGCUAACGAUGGUGAUGGGGGUCAAGUGGACACAAAGUGUACACAGACGGUAGGGAAUGACACCGAGGCUUGGUGGCAGGUGGAUCUCCAAGGGGCGAGCAUUCUGUCUGUACAGAUCACGUAUGCAGAGAAUAGUGCCGAUACGAUGGCUGGGUUUUCAGUCUACGUAUCUGACAACUCAACUCACUUCCGGAACGGCCAUCUUUGUUUCCAUCACAACGCAUUAUCACUUCCUGCUUUAAUUCUGGAAUUCCAGUGUAGAAUUCACGGGCGAUAUUUCACGUUUUACAACGAGCGACGCCAAGACGUCAAAUAUCCUGAGGCUUAUUCGACGUACGCGAUUGUAGAGUUAUGUGAAGUGGAAAUCUUAGGUUGUGAGAGAGACGAGGGUGGGUUCACUUGUCUCCCUUGUUCCACGAGCUGUAAGGACGAGGCCUGUGAUAUAGAGACAUCAGACUGUCUACAGUGUUACGACGGGUACCGCGGACCGGAUUGUACUCUAGAAUGCCAAAAUUCAACUUACGGGUCCAACUGUUCCGGUCGAUGUGGACACUGCGCGAAUGACCUUACUUGUGAACAUGUAAACGGCACAUGCGCAGACGGCUGCCAGACAGGCUGGUUAGAACCAUUCUGCAAUAGUACAUGUCCUGCAGGGUAUUAUGGAAUUGACUGUGACAACCCUUGCAGUGACAGGUGUAAGUCCCCAGGACAAUGUGACUCUGUCACCGGGUACUGUGUGGGCGGUUGCAUUGAUGGAUGGUCAGGGAGUCUCUGCACACAGCAGACAAACCCGUCAGCUGUGGCGGUGGAAGACGACACUUACACAACAGAGAUAGUGGUAGGAGUUAUAGUAGGAGUUCUCGUCCUUGUCAUUGCCAUUGUCGUCAUCGUUGUCUUUAUAAGAUAUAUUCAAAGAUCAGAUUCUCGAAUAAUUGCCCACCAAAAGAAGUAACAUGAUGUUAAACUGAAUGACUCCGGUGCUCAAAAUAAAUGUUACUUGAACGGAAAUCGAAUUUAAUUCAUGAGUUUACUUCCAACUGAACUGUUAUUGAUUGAACAUAAUCGAUAUAUUCUUCAGAUUUUAUGUAAUUCUAUGUACAAAAACUGAUAGAGUUAUAUGUACUGUAUCAUUUAUGAGAGAGAGAGAGAGAGAGAGAGAGAGAGAGAGAG